AACCAUAGGAGGAGUACUAUAUAAGCAAUUGUAUCGACUUCGUUGUCAGAUCGUAUAGCAAAUUCUCUCUUCAUAUCUCUGCAAAUCUCUCUUAUCUUGCUGGAAUCUGAAAUGGGAAGUACUGGGCGAGUUUUGUUUUCGGUCUUGGUUGUGUUUUGUAUUUCUGCAGAGCCAAAUUUGGCAAAUCAGUAUGCUGUCGGUGACACCUUAGGUUGGGCGCCGUAUGUGGAUUACCAAUCAUGGGUUGGUGGGAAGACGUUUACUGUUGGUGACACCCUAGUGUUUAACUAUGGACCAACGGAUACAGUUGAUGAAGUGAGAGCAGCCGAAUAUUCUAGUUGCGCUUCGGAUAAACCCAUCACCUCCGACAGCAGUGGAUUAACCAAACAACUUCCCUCGAACUCCCAGUCCCAUCCUUUGAGUCCAUCUGGUCUUCGUAACUUGGCAUCCACAAGUCAACUACUAUUCCCUCUGCAGUUGAACCUGUUUUAACAGUGCGAGUGUUUGUUGCUAAAAAAUGGCAUAGCUAAAAAAAUUCUGGCCAGGGUUUCUGACAAUGUGAAGUGUAGAAAAUCUGAUAUCAAAAACUUAAUGAAAUAACACAAAACU
Molecule: messenger RNA, 609 nt
Organism: Papaver somniferum (opium poppy)
Lineage: Eukaryota; Viridiplantae; Streptophyta; Magnoliopsida; Ranunculales; Papaveraceae
Product: blue copper protein-like
Exons: 2
Coding region: 112-492 (126 amino acids)
Cellular component (GO): plasma membrane
Molecular function (GO): electron transfer activity
Source: RefSeq, a predicted model, not a curated record